This is a messenger RNA of Diaporthe citri, 930 nucleotides long. RefSeq lists its product as uncharacterized. Lineage: Eukaryota; Fungi; Ascomycota; Sordariomycetes; Diaporthales; Diaporthaceae. The coding region runs from base 1 to 930 and encodes 309 amino acids. The transcript has 4 exons. Gene Ontology annotation, molecular function: 4-hydroxy-tetrahydrodipicolinate synthase activity. The record is from RefSeq and is a predicted model, not a curated record.
AUGAGAGCCUCCCCUCACCUUGACCGAAAUUCCCCCAAGCGGCGUGUGACGGACACCCUGGAGCUUGAGGACCAGGCAAAGUACUACUCCUACCUCGCCAAAUCAGGACUGACCGGGCUGGUCAUCCUCGGGACAAAUGCAGAGACAUUUCUCCUGACCCGGGAGGAGCGCAAAGAACUGCUCGCCACGGCGCGCAAGGCAGUCGGGCCAGACUACCCCAUCAUCGCGGGCGUCGGAGGCCACUCGACGCGGCAGGUGCUCGAGUUCAUCGACGACGCGGCGGCGGCGGGGGCCAACUACGUGCUGUGCCUGCCUCCCGGGUACUUUGGCAAGCAGACGACGCCGGCGGUGGUGGAGCGCUUCUUCGACGACGUGGCGGCCGGCAGCAAGCUGCCCAUCGUCAUCUACAACUUCCCGGCCGUGUGCAACGGCAUCGACCUGGACUCGGGCACCAUCACGAAGCUGGCGCACAGGCACUCCAACAUCGUAGGCGUCAAGCUGACGUGCGGGUCCGUGGCCAAGAUCGUGCGCCUGGCGGCCGUGCUCCCCGCCGAGGGGUUCGCGACGUUCGGGGGCCAGUCCGACUUCCUGCUGGGUGGGCUGUCGAGCGGGUCGGCGGGGUGCAUCGCCGGGUUCGCCAACGUGUUCCCGCGGUCCAUCUCGCGCAUCUACGCGCUGUGGCAGGAGGGCAAGACGGACGAGGCCAUGGCGCUGCACCGCAAGGCGGCGCUGGCGGAGCAGCCGUGCAAGGCCGGCAUCGCGGCCGUCAAGUACGCCGCGUCCGUCUACUCGGCCAAGCUGGCGGGCAUCGGAGACUCGGCACACAAGUUCAAGCCCCGCAGGCCGUACCUGGAGCCGUCGGCCGCCGAGAAGAAGGUGAUCGAGGAGACGCUCAAGGAGCUGGCGGAGAUUGAGGCGGGGCUUGCGUGA